This is a messenger RNA of Rotaria sordida, 2680 nucleotides long. Lineage: Eukaryota; Metazoa; Rotifera; Eurotatoria; Philodinida; Philodinidae. The record is from the annotation of a GenBank genome assembly.
AUGACUGAUCCAGAUCGAAACAUUGAAAGAGAUAUCAAUCGAUUUGAUGACAUUUUCCAUCAAUUUGAUGAGGAAGAAGAUACAAACAUUGAUUUUGAUAAUCUUUAUAUGAAUAUUGGCAAAGAUAAUAAUAAUGAUGAACGACCAGCUUUAACACCAAGUACAACAACAGAUAACAUAUCGAAAAAAAUGAAACCCGAUAACGAAGAAUCAACUAGUAAUCAAAUACCAAGAUAUUUAUCAAGUCAUAAUAAAGCAUUUGAACAAAUGAUCAAUCCUAUACUUGAAAAAACGACAACAACUUCUAUCAAUAUUGAAUAUUUACGAGAGAUUGCUAUUCUUAUUCACCAACUUGAAUGCAUUGAUCUUGAUAUAUUACUAUGGACUACAUAUUUAUGUUCUGGGACAGGUACAUUAAAGCCACAAGCAACAACAUCGACACUCUUAUUAUGGCCUUUAGAAGUUAAACAGAGAAUGAUUGAUCGUGGUCAAGCAACUGCAUCUGAUCCAAAUGAAAUAGAUCAUGCUUCUUGUUUGAAUUAUGUUCAGAGAGUACUACAAAAAUUUCGAAACCAAACUGAACAUUAUCAAGCUCAAUUGAAAGAAAGAAAAAAACGUUUAAACAAUUGUUGGACAUGUGAAAUCGGAGAAGCUAUUACUAAAUUUGUUCAACAACAUGUCACACCUAUAUAUAAAGUACCUACAGAAGAACAAAUUGCUAUCGUUCAAUAUGAUUAUAAUGAUCGAUUGAUUCAAUUAGAAUAUUAUCAACAAAAUCCAAAUGAAUAUCAAAAACAAAUAUUUGAAAAUCUUACUCAAGCCAAAUAUGAAAAAGAAACAUCUAAAUUUGAUGUAGCAAUAUUAAAACAACGUAUUGUUUAUAAUCAUUUACCACAAUCAUUUGAAUCACUUAAAAUACCUCCACCCAUAUCAUUCGAUACAAUUACUGAUACGAUGACUUGUCAACGUUUAAAGGAUCGAUGUGAGAAAAUUUUACAACGGACGAAAUCUGAAAUGAUGAUGAUUUAUAUUGCAACAGCCGAAGCAAAAAUGAAUGAAUAUGAAAAGAAAUUCGAUACAGACUUGGUUAAAAUGAAAGGAAAUCAAUGUUCUGGUCCAUCACAUAAAAAAUUAACUCAAACAAUGUUGAAUAUUAUGGAACGACGUUUUCAGAAUAUAAAUGAACGUCUUACAUGUCUUUACAAAUUAAAACUACGUUUUUUCGUCAAAGCUCCGACGGAACAAGUUACAUUUCUUAAUCGUGGACCAACCUAUGUUCCACCAUGUCAAAUACAUAUUUUAUCAAAAUCUUCUUUAAUACUGGCUCAAAUCGUUACGAAACAAAUGGCACCACUUCAACGAGAACUUGCAAAACUUUUCAUCAAAUAUCCAAUCGAUCUCUCUCGUCAAAUGCAUUUUGAAAACGGGAUUGAACAAUUAUUCAACGAAUCAUUUCUUCAACCUAUGCCUUCUGUACUUGAAGAGCGUGCACUCUAUGAAAAACAACUCAUUCUAUCAAUUAGAUAUCAAUUAAAUAAAGAUCAAUUGAUUCUACGGCGAACCGCUGAUGAGAUGAAUACAUAUUAUCUUGGUCGAUUGAAUGAAUUUAAUCAAAAAUCGAAUGAAUAUAUUCAGAAUUCAACUUGUUACGAACUGAUUGAAACAAUUAAUGAAAUUAAUACAGAACAACAACAAUUAGAAAGAAUUAUUCAAUCUAUUGAUUUACAACUGGAAAUAUUAUAUCAAAGAAAAUUGAUUAAAGAAGAUCAUUUAAUCAGAUUAAGUAUUGGCAAAAAAACAAAUAUCAAUCUUCCAUAUCUUUAUUUCUUACCAGAAACUAAUGAAAAUGUUCAUAUGUCAGUACAACCACGACUAUCAUCAUGUCAGCAUUGUCCAAUAUAUACUCUAGCUACUUAUCUUAAUCAACUUCUUCGACCAUUAUUUGAUAAUUUUUCACGAUCAACAACAUUUCUUAAUGGUGGUGAUUUUAUACAAAAACUACAAUAUUAUUGUAUACAACUAGAUCUUCUUCUACCGAAAACAUAUUUUGCAACAUUUAAAAUUCAUGAUUUAUAUACGAAGAUAUCACAUUCGGCUCUUCUUGAAGCAUUAAAUAUAUUUCUAAUGAAUCCACUUGUCAAUGGUCAACAUCAAAAAUUAUCAAGUGAUGCUAUUCAAGAAUUAACUGCAAUAGUCUUACGAAAUAAUGUUUUCUCUUAUAAUGGAAAAAUCUAUCGAUUUAUUAAAGGAGGUCCAUUAAAUUUACCAUUAAUAGAAUUAUUAUGUCAUAUUUAUAUGCAUCAUUGGCAAUAUUCAUUAGUUACACAUAUUUGUUUGAAAGAUACAUUCUAUGGUCGAUAUAAAGAUUCAAGUUUUUUAACAUGGAAUGGUCCGAUUGAUCAAUUGCAAACAUUAUUCAAUAAACUUGAACAAGAACUAGAUUCGAAUCUUCAAAUGACAACAUUUAUUAGUAGUGAUGUUCAUUUUCUUCAUGCUGCUAUUGAAAAGCGAAAAGGAUCUUUACAUACUCAUGUCCAUCAUGAUUCAACAAUUCAACCAUUUUUAUUACCUUAUGAGCAUAGUCAUCCACGCUUAUUUCAUCGACAAUGGUUUCGAGCUGCUCUUAUACGUGUUGGUCAAUAUUGUAGUUCGUUCGAAGAUUUUGAAGACGAACGACUUU